CGCCCAUCCCAUCUUGCCCUCGAUCUCCACCUCCCCUCUCCGAUCGCUUUGCUGCAUGCCGCCAGUUCUAGACUCGGGGUUGUUUGCAGACCCCAGAUUUCUGCAAGAGCUGGUCGGCCAACCCGUCCAUGUCGCUCUGGCCGACAUCAACCAGGACCCACUCGACAGCCCUCGCAUCCUUGCUGGCAUUCUCAUCGUCGCAGAUCACCAGAACCAGAGCCUGUUCCUGCUCGUCCCAAAGGCCGAGCCAGUCCAUCGCCUCGCCGAGGCAACGCAGCUGCCGAGCAGCGAGACGCACUCGCUGGUGCUGGUGAUGGGCCAUGCGAUCAGGUCAAUCGAAGUCGACGAGUAUUCCGAUCACCCUGCAAUCCCCCUCGAGCACAUCAGCGCCUUCAUCCGGCGGAUAGCCGACCCGCCCUUUUGUCCCGGCAAGCGGUUUGAAACAGAGGCCCAGGCGAGGGACUCGCUGCUGCUGUUCCUGCAGAAGAGCAACAUCCCAUGCCGCCUCGCUGCCGACUCAACCCGCAUCUCGGUGCUCAACGGCGCCGUCCUGAUCGGCUCGCCGUAUCUCUCGUCGUGCGUCCAGUCGGCGAAUGAGAUUCUGCUGUCGCAGGUGGUCGAUGCCGUUGAGCGAUGGCAGGCGAUUCCGUCACAUCCGGCCGACUUGGCCGACAAGAGUCCGGGAUCGUGAGAAUCGAGACUCAGCCGACAUCCAGGUUCGAGACUCGGCAGGCAUCCAGG
Messenger RNA from Polychytrium aggregatum, 741 nucleotides. RefSeq lists its product as uncharacterized. The coding region runs from base 56 to 691 and encodes 211 amino acids. The record is from RefSeq and is a predicted model, not a curated record. The transcript has 2 exons. NCBI's taxonomy places the organism in Eukaryota, Fungi, Chytridiomycota, Chytridiomycetes, Polychytriales.